This is a messenger RNA of Hevea brasiliensis (rubber tree), 1453 nucleotides long. RefSeq names its product nuclear pore complex protein NUP43. Lineage: Eukaryota; Viridiplantae; Streptophyta; Magnoliopsida; Malpighiales; Euphorbiaceae. Gene Ontology annotation, molecular function: protein binding. Gene Ontology annotation, cellular component: nuclear pore outer ring. The coding region runs from base 99 to 1166 and encodes 355 amino acids. The transcript is spliced from 5 exons. The record is from RefSeq and is a predicted model, not a curated record.
AAUUUUAAUUACUUCAGUAAGCAGCCCCAGAAAUCAUUUCAAACCGUGUUCUUCGCUCAUUGGAAAGUUGAAACAGAAAAACCUCCAAAACCCUAACAAUGGCGAUAACGGGCCUCCCUCAACCCCCACAAAUCCACAGAGUCCCCCAGUUCAGAUACGUAGACUCAAUUCGCUGGCUUCCUUCUAUCUCCCCAUUUCAAAAAUACCUCACUGUCGCUUUCUUCGAUACCGACAGCGGCACUCCUUCCCUCGAAAUUCACUCUCUAAGCUCCUCAAAAACCCUAUCUCUACUCUCCUCCUGGAACCCACCUUCCCGCAUCUCCUCCCUCAAGUGCACCCCUUCUCUUAUCGCCGCCUCCACAUUUUCCGGCUCCCUCCACUGCUUCUCCACUGCCGGCAAAAGCCUUGAGUCUGUGUUUGCGGAGCCGCAGAUCUCGGUGGUGGGUAGGGACUUUCAUGUGGGGCCGAUUGGAGGAGUGGAUUUAAUGGAGGGCGGGAGUGACUGUGUGAGUGUUGGAGAAGAUGGGAGGGUGAAUUUGGUUAAGAUUGGUGUUGAAGGUUAUCAUGGAAAGGGGAAUUGUAGGAGGGUUUUUGAUGGGAAUGGUUUGGUUUCAUAUACAGCUGUGAGGUGGGCUUCGCCAACUGAGUUUGUGACCGGUGGGUGUGGUUUUGGGCUUCAAUGGUGGGACCUAAGACGGCCUGGUUCUGCUGUUGCUCAGUUCAAGGAUAAUUGGGAUCAGGGAACAACUUCUGGGAUCAUACACUCCAUUGAUAUUCAUCCGUCAAGAAAGCACACGUGUCUAGCAGGAGGUUCUGCAGGUACUGUAUUUGCCUGGGAUCUGCGCUGGCAACAAGAACCAAUUAUUCUUUCUGGGGUUGGGACAAAUGACGCUAAGACCCAUUCAUUAUCUGAAAGUGAUGUUUGGGAGGUUCAUUAUGACUGCUACAUGAAGUCUGCAAGCAGUAAUACAUCUUCCUCGCGGAUAUUACCUGCAAUGAUCUGUUCAGAAGAUGGGAUCCUUGCCGUUAUUGAACAAGGUGAGGAGCCCCUCGAACUCUUGGCUGAACCAUGUGCAAUCAACAGCUUUGACAUCAAUUGUCAAAACCCUUCGGAUGUGAUAUGUAGUUUGGAGUGGGAGUCCAUAGCCAUAUUGUCAAGGCCAUAAUUGGGAAUAGAGAACUCAAGCUGAUGUUCAAACUCUUCGAAUGUGAUUUUUCCCAGCGAUUACUAGGGCACAGCUAUGCAUAGUCAUGCCGCUGCCGCUGCACCACUUGGUGGAGCAAUAUUUUGUCGUCGAGACCUCAUUCGUGUUGCCAGUCUCAUCGGUGUCAUCUCAUAGGAGUUCUGUUGGAUAUAAGUAUAUUAAAGAGCAUCAAUUGGCAUCAAUUGUAGAAUAUUUUGAUGUUGUAAUUGAUAUGAGUUGAUGCAAUUUGAUUUUUACUUUUCUUACAA